AUGCCCAACCCGCGCAUCCUCCUCCUCGGCGGCCACGGCAAGGUCUCCCUCCUGCUCACGCCCAAGCUGGUGCAGCGCUCCUGGGACGUUGUGUCCGUCAUCCGGAACCCGGGCCAGGAAGCUGCGGUCCUGGAGGCGGGCCGGAGCGGGCCGGGCGGCAUUGAGGUGCUGGUCACGAGUUUGGCGGAUGUGAGGAGUGAGGCGGACGCGAAGGUCAUUUUGGAGAAGACGAGGCCGGAUUGGGUUGUUUGGAGUGCUGGUGCUGGCGGUAAAGGCGGAAAAGAGAUGACUUACGCCAUCGAUCGCGACGCUUGCACGUUCUUCGCCCGCUCGGCGAUCAACGUGCCGUCUGUGAAGAAGUUCCUGCUGGUUUCUGCGCUGAGUUCGAGGAGGGAGAGGGCAUCGUGGUGGGAUGACCAGUCCUGGGAGACGGUGACGAAGGUCAAUACCGAGAUGAUGCCGGAUUAUUACAAGGCCAAACUAGCAGCCGAUGAGAACAUCACUGUUCUCGGCGAGGAGAAAGGCUUUCAGUACAUUGUGCUCAGACCUGGCAACUUGAGCGAUGAACCUGAGACGGGGAGAGUCGUUUUGGGAAAGACUCCUGCGAGGGGGAAAGUCACGAGAGGCGAUGUCGCUGAGGUAGCGGCGAGAUUGCUUGAAAAAGACGGCGCGAAGGGGUGGUUCGAUAUUCUCGGAGGCGAGGCCAACCUUGGUGAGGAAGUUGACAGGGUGUUGAAUGACAAGGUGGACUCGAGGGAAGGAGAGAGCCUGGAAGUUAUGAAAAAGGAUCUGAAGCUGUAA
Molecule: messenger RNA, 801 nt
Organism: Drepanopeziza brunnea f. sp. 'multigermtubi' MB_m1
Lineage: Eukaryota; Fungi; Ascomycota; Leotiomycetes; Helotiales; Drepanopezizaceae
Source: RefSeq, a predicted model, not a curated record